Molecule: messenger RNA, 3973 nt
Organism: Aricia agestis (brown argus)
Lineage: Eukaryota; Metazoa; Arthropoda; Insecta; Lepidoptera; Lycaenidae
Product: nardilysin-like
Exons: 23
Coding region: 11-3430 (1139 amino acids)
Biological process (GO): proteolysis
Molecular function (GO): metal ion binding; metalloendopeptidase activity
Source: RefSeq, a predicted model, not a curated record
UAAUUCAUAAAUGUCAAAUUUUCUCUCUAGUGUGUUUAGAAAAACAUUUUGCUCGACGCUAAAUAAUAUUUGCACGCCUUUAAAUAUGUCUAAAAGAAGUGCUUUUAACAGAGCUCCUAAAUUUAAACCUGAAGUUAAGGCAGUUAAUCGAUCUAAACAAUCUGCUACCAUGUCUGCUAGAAAAGAAAAAGUUGAGGUUUUAUCAGAACCAGUAAAAUCAAUUUCUGAUAAAAAAUUAUACAAGACUAUAAGAUUAGAAAAUGGCCUCACAGCAUUACUUAUAUCAGAUCCCAGUAAACCUAGCCAGAAUGAUGAGAACAGUUCAAGUGAGGAGGAGUCUAGUGGAUCUGAUGAGAGUGGUUCUGAAAUUGAGAGUGACAGUGGAAAAUCAGCACAAUCUGAAGCCAGUGAUCAACAUGGUACCAAAAGACGUGCAGAAUUUGAUGAAGAAAAACUUGCAGCAUGUGCUCUGUGCGUCGGCGUGGGCAGCUACAGCGACCCGGCCGACAUCCAGGGCCUGGCGCACUUCGUCGAGCACAUGGUCUUCAUGGGCAGCGAGAAGUACCCCAAGGAGAACGAGUUCGAUGCUUUCAUAAAGAAAAAAGGCGGUUCAGACAACGCGUCGACGGACUGCGAGGUCACCACGUACUACUUCGAGAUCCAGGAGAAGCACCUGGCGCAGGCGAUGGACAUCUUCAGCCAGUUCUUCGUCAGCCCGCUCAUGCUGAAGGAAGCUAUGCAGCGGGAGCGGGAGGCGAUUGAGUCGGAAUUCUCCAUCGCCGCCCCAUCUGAUUCCAACCGCAAGGACCAGCUGCUAUCCAGCCUGUUCCCCGAGGGUCACCCGGCGCGGAUCUUCACGUGGGGCAACAUCAAGUCGCUGAAGGACGACGUGCAGGAUGAUGAGAAGUUGUACCGGGCGGCGCACGAGUUCCGGAAGAGGCAUUAUAGCGCGCACCGGAUGACGUUGGCGGUUCAGGCCCGCAUGGACCUCGCCUCUCUCGAGCAGUACGUGGUGGGCACUUUCGGCCAGAUACCCACCAACCGCCUGCCCGCCGACGACUUCAGCCGCCAUGCGUACUCGCCCGACACCGUUACACCGGAGUUCAAGAGCAUAUACUACGUCAAACCCAUCAGUGAUACUACCGAGAUCCACCUGACGUGGUGCAUGCGGUCGCUGAUAUCGGAGUACGAGUCGAAGCCGCACCAGUACAUCUCGCACCUGCUGGGACACGAGGGCCGAGGCAGCCUGCUUUCAUAUCUUAGGAAGAAAGUAUGGGCGUUGGGCAUCUACACGGGGAACUCGGAGAGCGGCAUCGACUACACCUCCAUGUACAGCCUGUUCUCUGCGCAGGUCGUGCUCACUAAGGACGGGCUAGAUCAUAUCGAUGAGGUACUAGAAGCAGUAUUCUCCUAUAUUAACAUGUUGAGAAAAUUGGGGCCGUCCGAACAGAUUUAUGAAGAAAUAAAGGCGAUAGAGGAGACGAGUUUCCGUUUCUCGGAGGAGUCUCAGCCGGCGGAGUAUGUGGAGACGUUGGCGGAGAACAUGCACUUCUUCCCGCCAGAACACUACAUCACCGGAGACAAGCUGUACUACAAGUACGAUCCUAAGGGUAUAACAGAGCUGCUGGACUGCAUGCGUGCGGACAACGUCAACAUUAUGAUACUGUCCAACAAACACACCGUACCCAUACAGUAUGACGCCAAAGAGAAGUGGUUCGGAACUGAAUAUAGGAAAGAAGAAAUACCAAAGCCCUGGCUCGAGAGGUGGUUAAACGUAGAACCAUACACCCAUUUCCACUUACCGGAGAAGAAUAUCUACAUCACCACCAACUUUGACCUGGUACCGCCAGCGCCCGCGUACAUAGAGGAGGCAGAACGGUUAGGACUGGAUCUAGAGAAGAGCUCCCCUAAGGAUAUCUAUAAGAAGGUUGAGUCGAGCCCCCGGACCAACAAGAUUAUGAAACAUGGCGAUCUCAUUGCUACGGUUAAUAAUUUUAGACUGGACCAGCCGAACCUGCUCCGCAAGAACCGCCACAUGGAGCUGUGGUACAAGCCCGACUUUAAAUUCCGUUUCCCCACCGCCCUGCUCUACUUCUACUUCAUCACGCCGCUCAGCUUCAAGUCGCCCCGAGAUUCGUGCCUUAUAGACUUAUGGACUGAUGUUUUACAGCAAGGUUUAAAGGAAGACGUGUACCCGGCGAACAUGGCGGAUCUGUCGCACUCUCUGUUCGUCUCGGACAAGGGUCUCACGAUGAAAGUCAGCGGCUACAGUCAAAACUUACAUUUGGUGGUAGAUCUGAUAUCACGGGAGAUGCGGACAUCUACGGACCAACUAACGCCGGAGCUGUUCGAGGCGGUGCGGGACGUGCGAGCGCGCUCCUACCACAACCUGCUGCUCAAACCGCAUAAACUUGCCAAAGAUCUCCGUAUGAACGUCCUACUGGAACCGUACAUAUCGCCGCGGGACAAGGCGAUGGCGAUACAGAACAUCACGCUCGCUGAACUGAAGGACUACACCGCUAGAUUAUUAGACAAGCUAUACUUACAGGUUCUCAUACAAGGAAACGUACCGUGGCACGAAGCUAUCAAGAUCUCGGAGAAUGUUCUACACACCAUUAAGUGGGAGGGUCUGGCUGAAAACGAGCUACCUGACACGCGCGUGCACGAGCUUCCCCUGGGUACGCGGCGCGUGCGCGUGCGCAGCCUCAACCCGUCGUCGACGAACAGCAUCGUCGCCAACUACUACCAGGGCGAACCCGCCACAGACAAGGACUCCGCCGUCGUUGAAGUGCUUAUGAUGCUGAUGGAGGAGCCGGUGUUCGACGCGCUGCGGACGAAGGAGCAGCUCGGGUACAGCGUGUUCUCGCUCAUGCGGUACACGUUCGGCGUGCUCGGAUACUCCGUCAGCGUCAACACACAGGUGCAUAAGUUCAGCGUGUCGCACGUAGACGCGCGCGUGGAGGCGUUCCUCGAGAAGUUCGCGCGCGACAUGCGCCGCCUCAAGCCGCGCGCGCUCGCCGCCGCCGUGCACGCGCUAGUGCAGCUCAAACACACAGCUGACUACGAGCUCAAGGAGGAGGUUGAGAGGCACUGGAGAGAGAUAACCAACGGGGAGUACAGGUUCCAGAGGCUGUUUACUGAGGCGGACGCCAUUGAGAAUGUGACGUUGAGUGACCUGAAGAGUUGGGUCGAGAACCACUUCGCCACGGGCAACAAGUCACACUUUAGGAAAUUAUCCGUACAGGUAAUUGGUAAUAAACAGAACGAGACGUCUACCGAGGAAGAAGUUAAGGUAAAGAACUACACACUUCAAUACUACGACGGUUCAGAAGACGGCGACGCCGACAAUAGUUUCGUUAAAGAUUUAAACGAAUUCAAGAAAGCACUACCGCUGCUAGUUGUGCCUAAAGUGGAACUACUUCAAUGUUAAUGUUUGUAGAUAGACAACAGUGAUGUAAUUUAAAAAUUUCGGGCCUACUUUAAUAUCUGCUGUCUCUUUCAUACACAAUCAAAAUAGACGAGACAGUUGACGCUUACCUUUAUCUAAUAGUUUAAAUUGCUCAAAGGGUAAAAGAAAUAUAUAAAAACGAUGUACGCAAACUAAAAGUCGUCCCACAAUAAAUCUCUAUUAUGGCUAACGCUAAUUCAUGCUGUAUAUUUAUGUCAAGAUGCUUUUCAGCGUAUCAAACUCAGAAAGCAACAUUUUUGUUAAUAAGUUUUAAAAUAUACCAGUUAUAUACCUCCAAAAGAAAAAAAAAUGUACUUAAUACGGACGUAGGUUGUGUUUGAUCAUGCUUGAAUUUGUUGUUACUAUAUAGAUUUAUAGGUACUCAAGAAUUGUUGAAAAUAGUAAAUAAUGUGUUUACAUUUGUUGACAUAGUUUGGUCGCAGGACAGAGAGAAAUUGGUCUACCUAUCGCCAAGUUUCUCUAUCCAGCCAUCGAACUCUUGCUUAAUAGACAAUAUAAAUUUUA